UAGUCCCGCCCCACAGUCUGAGCCAUCUUGUAUUUAGCAAGAACAAAACCAGAGCGAGGAGCCGCGGCAGCCGCGUCAGGGUGAUCCGCAGAUCGUCACUCAGAUCCCGGGGAGAGGUUGAACACGUGUCGGUGCAGCGGGACAGCAUGAGCCGAGGAGAAGCCCCGCAGACAAACAGCAGCCACACCCCGCUCCAGCGCUAGCCCCACCGCUAGCCCCGAGCUAUCACCGCUAAGCUAGCCAAUUAGCUAAGGCUAGUGACCCAGGAACGUUGAAGCGGUGACCGGCGAGUCCACGGCUCGGUUCCCGGCUCGGACGCCUGGAGCCUUCUCCACAGUGGGCUCUGCAUUCAGGGGGAGUUCGGCGGGAAUGGCCCGGACGUCGUGUUGAUCUUCCGCUGAGAGGAAACCGGGCUAUGCGGCUGGAGGCUCGCUAGCUCGGCUGCUAACAGUUGUUUUUCGGUCCAGACAGGAACCACAAUAAGCCGCGGCCCUGGCCAUGCCCGCAAGUAUACGGGCGGGCAAUCUGAAAGACCCCGAGGUGGCGGACCUCUUCUGCAAAGAUGAUCCGGAGAUUCUGUUCGCUGACCUCCGUGAGAUCGGCCACGGCAGCUUCGGAGCUGUGUAUUUUGCCCGAGAUGUGCGCAACAAUGAGGUGGUGGCCAUCAAGAAGAUGUCGUACAGCGGCAAGCAGACAAACGAGAAAUGGCAGGACAUCAUUAAAGAGGUGAAGUUCCUGCAGAAACUUCGCCACCCGAACACCAUCGAGUAUCUGGGAUGUUACCUGAAGGAGCACACAGCAUGGCUGGUGAUGGAGUACUGCCUCGGCUCAGCCUCAGACCUGCUGGAAGUUCACAAAAAGCCGCUUCAAGAAAUGGAAAUAGCUGCUAUUACCCACGGUGCACUGCAGGGAUUAGCAUAUCUUCACUCUCACAAUAUGAUUCACAGGGACGUGAAAGCAGGCAACAUCCUGCUGACGGAGCCGGGUCUGGUCAAACUGGGCGACUUCGGUUCUGCCUCCAUCGUGGCUCCGGCCAACUCCUUCGUGGGGACUCCCUACUGGAUGGCUCCGGAGGUGAUCUUGGCCAUGGACGAGGGUCAGUAUGACGGCAAGGUGGACGUCUGGUCGCUGGGCAUCACCGCCAUAGAGCUGGCGGAGAGGAAGCCCCCCCUCUUCAAUAUGAAUGCUAUGAGUGCCUUAUAUCACAUCGCUCAGAACGAGAGCCCCAUCCUCCAGUCCAACCACUGGUCGGAUUCCUUCCGCAACUUUGUGGACUCCUGCCUGCAGAAGAUUCCCCAGGACCGGCCUACCUCGGACGUGCUGCUCAAUCAUCGGUUCUUGUGCCGCGAGCGUCCUCUGACCGUGAUCAUGGACCUGAUCGCACGAACCAAGGAUGCGGUUCGGGAGCUGGACAACCUGCAGUACCGCAAGAUGAAGAAGAUCCUCUUCCAGGAGACCCAGCAGAACGGCCCGGUGUCCGAGGGGGGGGAUGAGGAGGAGGAGGUGGAGCAGUACCUGUUGCGGACGGGCACCGUCAACAGUAUGGAGAGCUCCCAGUCAGUUCCCAGUAUGUCCAUCUCAGCCAGUUCUCACAGCAGCUCUGUCAACAGCCUGGCCGACGCCUCUGACGACAGCAGCAACGAGAUGGCCAUGAUGCAGGAGGGCGAACACACCGUCACGUCCAACAGCUCCAUCAUUCACCGGCCCACGGGUCAGGAUAACAUCUAUGACGACCCUUACCAGCCCGAGAUGGACCAACCCCAGGUUCCCUCGGCUGGACGCCGUCGAGCCUACUAUCGUAACCGGGACCACUUUGCCACCAUCAGAACUGCCUCCUUGGUGACCCGUCAGAUCCAGGAGCACGAGCAGGGCUCCGCUCUGCGAGAACAGAUGUCCGGAUACAAACGAAUGAGGCGGCAGCACCAGAAGCAGCUGAUGGGGCUGGAAAACAAGCUGAAGGCGGAGAUGGAUGAGCACCAGCUGAAGCUGGACAAGGAGCUGGAGAACCAGAGGAACAGCUUCUCCACCGAGGCUGACAAGCUGUCCAAGAAGCACCAGGCCAUCCUGGAGAAAGAGACGAAAGCAGCUCUGGCGGAGGAGAAGAAGUUCCAGCAGCACAUACAGGGUCAGCAGAAGAAGGAACUGACCAGUUUACUGGAGUCACAGAAACGCCAGUAUCGCCAACGCAAGGAUCAGCUGAAAGAGGAGCUGAGCGAGAACCAGUCGACGCCGAAGCGCGAGAAGCAGGAGUGGCUGAUCCGGCAGAAGGAGUGUCUGCAGCAGAUGCAGGCGGAGGAGGAGGCCAGUCUGCUCCGGAGGCAGCGGCAGUACUACGAGCUGCAGUGUCGUCAGUACAAGAGGAAGAUGCUGCUGGCUCGACACAACCUGGAGCAGGACCUGCUGCGGGAGGACCUGAACAAGAAGCAGACUCAGAAAGACCUGGAGUGCGCCAUGCUGCUGCGACACCACGAGUCCACUCAGGAGCUGGAGUUCAGGCAGCUGAGCUCCGUGCAGCGGACUCGGGCCGAACUGAUCCGAACGCAGCACCAGACCGAGCUGACCAACCAGAUGGAGUACAACAACCGCCGUGAGCAAGAACUUCGCCAGAAACACACGGUGGAAGUCCGGCAGCAGCCCAAGAGCCUCAAGACCAAAGAGAUGCAGAUCAAGCGCCAGUUCCAGGAGACGUGUAAGAUCCAGACCCGUCAGUACAAAGCUCUGAGGAACCACCUGCUGGAGAGCACUCCCAAGUCCGACCACAAGGCCGUCCUCAAACGCCUCAAAGAGGAGCAGACGCGUAAGCUGGCCAUCCUGGCCGAGCAGUACGACCACUCCAUCAACGACAUGCUGUCCACACAGGCUGUGAGUAAGCUGCGACUGGACGAGACCCAGAUGGCGGAGUACCAGGUGCUGCGGAUGCAGCUGCAGCAGGAGCUGGAGCUGCUCAACGCCUACCAGAGCAAGAUCAAGAUCCACACGGACACGCAGCACGAGCGGGAGGUGAAGGACCUGGAGCAGAGGGUGUCCAUCCGCCGAGCGCUGCUGGAGCAGAGGAUCGAGGAGGAGAUGCUGUCGCUGCAGAACGAGCGGUCGGAGAGAAUCCGGACUCUGCUCGAGCGCCAGGCGCAUGAGAUCGAGGCCUUCGACUCGGAGAGCAUGCGGCUCGGCUUCAGCAACAUGGCGCUGACCGGGAUCCCCGCCGAGGCCUUCAACCAGGGCUACCCCACCCCCAGCCCCUCGUCGGGCUCCAGCGGCUGGCCCUCGAGGCCCGUCCCGCGCUCGGGCAGCCACUGGAGCCACAGCGUGCAGAACUCAGUGGCGACUCCAUCCUGGCGCAGUCAGAACCACGGAGGAGGAGGAGGAGGUGGUGGAGGUGGAGGUGGUGGAGGAGGAGGAGGUUUCAGCCGUGCAGAGUCCAUCACCUCCUCCCACGGCAUCGGCAGGGACAGCGAGAUGAACAAGGGCAGCAGGGGCCACUCGUCCUCCCACCAUCACCAUCACCACCACCACCACCACCAGCAGCAGAUGCAGCAGCAGCAGCAGCAGAUGCAGCAGCAGGCCUACCUCCCCCAGCACUACCAGCACCACCAGAGCACGCCGCAGCUCUACCGCGACAGCCAUGAGCGCGACCCCCGGGAGCGUGAACGUCCCAGGGAGUGGGUGGGAGGAGGGGGGCACUACUCCCAUCACCCCCAGGGACACCACCACCACCACCACCUCUCCACCCACGCCUCCUCCCAGUCCCUGGCGCUUCUUCCACCACCGCCGCCGCCUCCCCCUAUCUCCCUCUCCUCCUCCUCUCCCCCCUCCUCUGCCUCAUCCUCCUCCUCGUCACAAGGAUGCUACGCAGGCGGGGGCCUGAGCGUCAGGGGCCCCAAUCUGAUGGCCCUGAGAAACAGCCCCCAGCCUCUGAGGAGGACGGCCUCGGGGGGGCCAGGGAGUGGUGGGGGGAGCGACGGGGGGCUCAGCCGGAGCACAUCCGUCACCUCCCACAUUUCUAACGGCUCCCACCUCUCCUACUCAUGAAACCUCCCGAGUCACGAGGAGCAGCAGCAAGUCAGGAGAAGAGAGAACGAUUUUUAAAGUCUACAUUUUCAGAUCUCAUUUCUUAAAGUGGAGAAGAGAGAGAGAGGAAGCUUUUAUCAAAACAGAAACUAGUAUUAACCCCCCCCCCCCCAUAGUAAUGGCGAUGAAACAAACAAUCCAAAAAAGUGGCCAAACACGUCAACGUGUGAAAUCCGACAUGAGAAGAACGAUCGUGUCUCAUCCCAGAAGAAGAAGAAGAAGAGGAAGAAGAGGAGUUCACACAGUGAAGCUGCUGCACAGACGUGACUCUGCAGUGAGAUGUUGGAGGAGACGUCCCCGAGCUCCCAGUCCGUCAGCUGCUCCCAGCCCGUCAGCUGCUCCCAGUUGGAGCAGGUGGAUGUUCAGGUCACAUGUUUUUUUUAAAUCAGUUCUUUUGUGGAGUUCCACUUGGUCUGCUGGUGCUUUAAAAACCACUGUAACUAUGUAAAUACCAGUCGAUUGUAAACCUGGUGUCUCCGUGUUCCAUACGUUCAGACGAGAUGUUACAAAACACACUGCCAUCUUUUUGUUAGGAAACUCGACCACUGCCCUUUGACCUCCUUAAAGGAACCUCCCACAUUUUGGGUCAUGAGCUCAAGAGCUGACUUCACCAUCUUCUCAAGUGAAGAUUUUUAUGAAUCAGUUAUUAGUAUUAUUUUUUUUUGGAGAAACACUGGAAGCAGGCAACUUCCAAGUCUUUAAAACGUCUUCAAAACGUCACAUUCUCACGUUUCAACGACGUCUCACAAGAAGAAGAACACGAAGGAAAAGGAAACCAGCCUCGUUUGUUUCAGGUCUUACGGUAACGGUUCUUUGUAACUUUUCAGUGCUCCUGUACCGUAAAACCUCAAAUAAACUAGCAUCACAUUUCCGAUGACCGUAUCCGUUAUCGAUAUACGUUUUUUGAGAUACAUAUAUAUAUAUAUAUAUAUAUAUAUAUAUAUAUAUAUAUAUAUAUAUAUAUAUAUAUCAAAACCUUAUCACAAAGACAUGUCAUUGAGGUUUAAUAUUUUACAGUUUAAACAUUACACUUAGUUAUAAAUUGCUCUAAAAGAAAACAAAAUAAUUUUGAAGCUCUUUUUAGUAUUUCCUCUUUUUUUGAGCUGCAGUAAAUGAACUUGAUGAGACGAUGACAUCAUCUCCUCAUGUCACUGCAAAAACGAGAAUCUCCAAAAUGUGGGAGUGUUCCUUUCAGGAGAUGCUGCCAGAAAGUGGAUGUGUGCCAGUAUGGAUGUGUGUGUGUGUAUGGAUCGAGUGUGUGUGUGCAGCACUGACAGCUUCACUCGUCUCCCCCCCCCCCCCCCCCCCAAAGUUUCUCUGCAUCUGUAGAUAAAAUGAUAAAAUGUACAUGUGCUUAAACAGAUUAGUACAACUCGGUGCAUGGAGCCUGUACAGACGCAUUUGUAUGAAUAACAUGCACACUACCUAUUUAUAUAAAUGCAUAUAAAUGUCAGAUACCUGUGUAAAUGUGGCAGCAGGUAUCCUGAAGAUUGUUCACUGUCAAACACGUACUUAUAUCAUUGUACAUAGAAGCACUAACUUCUUCUGAGACCUUGUUUGAGUAAUACUGACCAUUACUUUGUCACGUGACUCCUACAGAUUUGUCCUAGAAGCAGACGAAUAGAUGCUGUCAUGAUUAUUUCUUCUACUGCAGGUGGAAUAUUUAUGUUACGCUUAUUUCUAAGUUUUAAAAUGUUAUUGCCAUUUUUGACCACUAGGUGGGGAAUAAGCGCAAUGUUACUGUGAUAGAGCUAUAAAUAUAAAUCCUAGUGUUUUUAAGGAGGACAAAAGGACUACGUUUCCCAGCAUUCCUGUGGAGGUCUCAGGGCGAGGUUCUGGGCUUUGAUCUUUAUUUUAGUUUCUUUGAGCCAGUAUUAAAACAUCGAGCGUCACAGUCGAGCUGAAUUACAGACAGAUAUCCAGAUUCUUUUACUAAGUUUGGUGCCAUAUUUUUAUUCUUUUUAUUUUUUAUUGUAUGUGACAUUUUGCUCUUUACUGUGCGAAACGUUACGUUUGCUGCAAAACAUGGAGCCCGAAAAGUGUUCGGUAUUAGAUACAUGAAAAAAAGAAGAAAAUGAUGACAUUUAAAAAAACUCAAUAAAUGACAAAACAAA
Molecule: messenger RNA, 6179 nt
Organism: Pleuronectes platessa (European plaice)
Lineage: Eukaryota; Metazoa; Chordata; Actinopteri; Pleuronectiformes; Pleuronectidae
Gene: taok2a
Product: TAO kinase 2a
Exons: 20
Coding region: 499-4026 (1175 amino acids)
Biological process (GO): protein phosphorylation
Molecular function (GO): protein kinase activity; ATP binding
Source: RefSeq, a predicted model, not a curated record